Messenger RNA from Triticum dicoccoides, 969 nucleotides. Its product is annotated as putative F-box/FBD/LRR-repeat protein At3g49480. The coding region runs from base 1 to 969 and encodes 322 amino acids. The transcript has 3 exons. The record is from RefSeq and is a predicted model, not a curated record. Gene Ontology annotation, molecular function: protein binding. Lineage: Eukaryota; Viridiplantae; Streptophyta; Magnoliopsida; Poales; Poaceae.
AUGGGCAUCAACGAAGCGACGCCGGCGGUUACCGAAGGCCACGAUCCCAAACCACCGACAACGACGGCGGUGAGAAGCCCAGAACCGCCGCCCGGAGACCACAUCAGCAACCUCCCCGACACCAUCCUCGGUGAGAUCAUCACCCUUCUCCCCACCAAGGACGGCGCUCGCACCCAAGUCCUAGCGUCACGUUGGCGCUACGUCUGGCGCUCCGCCCCUCUUAACGUUGACGUUCGUGACCUCCACGCCUAUGGGGUACAAGGGGAAGCUCUCCUCGGCGUCAUCCUUUCUUCCCACCACGGGCCCGGGCGCCGCCUGUGUCUACCUGCGCCCUAUCUUCUGUACCAAGCAAAAGCAGCGGAUGGCUCAGUUGGAUCCCUCGGAUCCCCCGCCCUUGACAACCUCCAAGAGCUGGAGCUCUACGUGGCCCCAUUUGCAAGCCGAAGCGCACAACUGCCAUCAUCGCUUUCAGCGUCCAUCUUUCGGUUCACGUCCACUCUCCGUGUCCUCACCAUCAGCCAGUACUCUCUCCGCGACUAUAUGGUUGAAACACUCCGCUUUCCCCAGCUCAAGAAACUUGCACUGGUGGAGGUCAUUAUAUCACAGUACGCGCUGCACAUUAUCCUCGCGAGCUGCCCUGUCCUGGAAAGCUUGCUUCUUGAUUACACUUUUGGCACCCGUUGUCUCCGGAUCAACUCCCCUACCAUCAGAAGCAUCGGCAUCCGUUGUGGCACAAUGGAGCUUGUCAUCGAGCAUGCGUCUUUGCUUCAAAGGUUGCUCAAUCUUGAUACAUACACACAAAUGCAAAUUUCAGUUAUAUCCGCACCUAAACUUGAGACAUUAGGCUGCAUUCCUGAAUUGUAUAGCGACUCCAAAAUUGUGUUUGGCUCAACAGUUAUUCAGGGACUGAGCAUUCAUAGCUUGACAACUGUUGUGCCUAAUGUGAAGAUCUUGGCUAUCAGGAGGUAG